Drosophila suzukii is the source of this 379-nucleotide messenger RNA. RefSeq names its product ciliary microtubule associated protein 1B. The record is from RefSeq and is a predicted model, not a curated record. Lineage: Eukaryota; Metazoa; Arthropoda; Insecta; Diptera; Drosophilidae.
UCCUCAGUCUCUAGUUGAAUCCCAUUCGGCAAACAACUCUUUCUAGAGUUUCAAAAUUUUACAAAAUUUUCGGAAUUUUUAACUAAAAGAAAACCAAUAAAACAUGUCGAGUAACAGAUCUAUCGGACCCGGACCUGGCGCCUAUAACCUGCCCAGUACCUUUGGCUAUCAGAACUGCGACAAACGGGUGCAGCGAAGCCCGCAGUUCUCCUUCGGGACAUCCUCGAGGUCCUGCAAUAGUACGAGAAAAGUCGAUGGACCAGGACCAGCUGCCUAUCAUCCGGGCAAGGUCACGCGUUUUGGACGGCCUUCAGCCGAACAGUACUCUAUAUACCGUCGUUAAUUGGUUAAAAUAAAUUGUCUAGUAUAUACUUUCUAA